Messenger RNA from Argentina anserina (silverweed cinquefoil), 3142 nucleotides. RefSeq names its product conserved oligomeric Golgi complex subunit 2. Lineage: Eukaryota; Viridiplantae; Streptophyta; Magnoliopsida; Rosales; Rosaceae. The record is from RefSeq and is a predicted model, not a curated record. The transcript has 12 exons. The coding region runs from base 67 to 2325 and encodes 752 amino acids. Gene Ontology annotation, biological process: intra-Golgi vesicle-mediated transport; protein transport; Golgi organization. Gene Ontology annotation, cellular component: membrane; COG complex.
CUCCGGUAAAUCGUCUUCUUCCUUUCUCUCUCUCUGAACAAAACGGCGACGCUUCAACUGAUCGAAAUGGCGGAUCCAAUUCCAUCAGCACCGCCGCACAGAUCCAACACCGACUUCUUCUCCGACCCGCUCGACUCCCACCCCCUCUGGUUCAAGCCCUCCCUCUUCCUCUCCCCGGACUUCGACUCCGAGGCCUACAUCUCCGACCUCCGCACCUUCGUCCCCUUCGACACUCUCCGAUCCGAGCUCCAGUCCUACCUCGCCUCCCUCAACCACGACCUCAUCGACCUCAUCAACCGCGACUACGCCGACUUCGUCAACCUCACCACCAACCUCGUCGACGUCGACUCCGCCGUCGUCCGCAUGCGCGCCCCGCUCGUCGAGCUCAGGGAGAAGAUCGAGCAGUUCCGAGGCUCCGUCCAGGGCUCGCUUGUGGCGCUCACGAAUGGAUUGAAGCAGAGAUCGGAGGCUGCUGAGGCUAGAGAGAUCUUGGAGCUUCUGCUUGACACGUUUCACGUCGUCUCUAAGGUUGAGAAACUGAUAAAGGAGUUACCUAGUGUGCCUGCCGACUGGUCAAGUGGAGAUGUGAAUUCGACAGAGAAGGAGUUUAUUAGCAAUGGGACUACCGAGAAUGGGACGAGUGUGAGAGAUACUCAAAGCAUGCUUUUGGAGAGAAUUGCCAGUGAGAUGAAUCGACUGAAGUUCUACAUUGCUCAUGCACAGAACCUGCCUUUCAUUGAAAACAUGGAGAAGAGGAUUCAGGGUGCUAGUCUAUUGUUAGAUGCCAGCCUGGGACAUUGUUUUGUAGAUGGACUGGAACAUCGAGAUGCAAAUGCAAUUUACAAUUGCUUAAGGGCAUAUGCUGCCAUUGAUAAUACAAGGAGUGCAGAAGAACUUUUCCGAACUACCAUUGUAGCCCCACUAAUACAAAACGUUAUUCCACAUGGGGCAUCACGGGCAACUGAAAAGCCAUCUGGAGAUGAACUUGAGAAUGAUUAUCAGCAAAUCAAGCAAUGCAUUCAGAAAGACUGCAAAUUUUUGUUGGAAAUUUCUUUUGAAGAAAACUCUGGGUUGCAUGUGUUUGACUUCUUGGCAAAUUCAAUUCUGAAAGAGGUUCUUUCAGCAAUCCAAAAGGGAAAACCUGGUGCUUUUUCUCCUGGACGACCAACAGAAUUUUUGAAAAAUUAUAAAUCAAGCCUAGAGUUUCUGGCUCAUCUGGAAGGUUACUUUCCGUCCAGAGCAGCUGUUUCCAAAUUUCGAGCAGAAGCCGUAUAUAAUGAGUUCAUGAAGCAAUGGAACCUUGGGGUUUAUUUCUCUUUGAGGUUUCAGGAGAUUGCAGGUGCUCUAGAUUCUGUACUUGGGGCAACUAGCCUUGUUCCUGUUCAUAAUGUACAUUCAGGUCAAGGAAAUUCCUCAGGCUUAACAUUGAAACAAAGUGCUACUUUGUUAGAGUGCUUGGAAUCCUGUUGGAGAGCAGAUGUUGUUGUUCUUUCAUAUUCUGACAAGUUUCUGCGGUUGUCAUUGCAGCUUCUUUCAAGAUACUCAAGUUGGUUGUCAUCUGGGCUAGCUGCUCGGAAGAAGGGUAAUACUGGCUCCAAUCCUGGCUGUGAAUGGGCUAUUUCAGCUGUACCAGAUGAAUUUAUUUAUCUUAUUAAUGACAUUAAUUUACUUCGCACAAGGGUUUGUGGUGAAUUUCUUGAACAUGUACUUGAGCUCCUUUCAUCAUGCCCUGGCGAUAUACUUGAUCAUGUAAAACAGAGCAUUCUACACGGAGGACAAGCAUUGGAUGCAUUAGUACCUGCCAUUAUCAACACUAUUGUGGAGACUCUGGUUGAGAAAUCUGUUGAGGACUUGAGACAGGUAAAGGGAAUAACAGCAACAUACAGGAUGACUAAUAGACCUCUUCCUGUUAGACACUCACCCUAUGUGUCGGGAGUAUUACGUCCCUUGAAGGUUUUUCUUGAUGGGGAACGAGCUUCAAGGUAUCUGAAAGAAGAAUUUAAGAAUGACCUAGUGUUUAGUGCUGCUACUGAGAUUACAGGUCGAUAUUAUGAGUUGGCUGCUGAUCUCGUCAGUGUGGCUAGAAAAACUGAGUCCUCACUCUAUAAACUAAGGAUAAAUGCACAAAGACGAAGUGGAAUAGUAGAUGUCGCAGAUCCCAAUGUGUCCGAGACUGACAAGAUAUGCAUGCAAUUAUUCCUAGACAUUCAGGAGUAUGGCCGUAACCUGGCAGCCCUUGGUGUCGACACUGCCAAGAUCGAGUCAUACCGCUCAUUGUGGCAAUGUGUUGCUCCUGCAGACAGGCAAACUGUGAUUAAUUUCUAGAGUUUUUGGUGUUUUGCCCGCGAGCCAAUUGUAGAUGUAAUUUACUUUUAGUCUAAAGAGUUUUGGUGUAGUUGUGAUUUUCAUCUUUAUAUAUUAUUGAUUUAAUGUAAUGUUUGGUUAUCAAAUGUUAAUUGAAAACAUUCAUACUUUUUUUUAAAUCAACGACGCAUAGUCUGAGAUAUAUAGAUGAAAAUGUACGGUGCACCAUGAAUACACUCUUGCUCGUUUCAUAGGAGGGUGCACAAAUUAACUAAGAAACUAGAAAGGCCUAGAAAAUUAGAGAUCAUUAAUUUUUUAACUAGAUCUAUAACGAAAUCUGCCGUGAUGCGCUCAAUAAUAGUAACCAGAAAAUCAAAGUUUUUGUUAGUAUCAACUAACAACUAACGUAUUCUAGAAGCAAGACAACAGACCUUAAACGGAACGGAACUUUCCGAAAAAGUUUCAUUGUCUUGGCCGGAAUAGUAGUCCCAGAAAAUUGGACCCACAGCCUCGGCCCAAAAGCCUCAACCCUAGCCCCAAAUAUGGGAGGCCCAAACCGAGCCCAUUUGCAGCCUUAGCGCGCUGCUGUUUUUUCCCGAUCCUCAACAAGCUGUCGUCAGCAGUAGCGAACUGACUACUACAGUCAAAAUCGACACCUCUCCGGCAAAUACAAAAACCACUGCCACAAGGAUCGUCUGCCGCCGAUCCAAACAAGUGCCAAGCGCCAGAACGCUAGAACCAUUAUCGUCGUCGAACAAGAGAUCUGAAAUGACUUCUUGCCGACGAACCCGACCAGUGGCGCCGCCAAACACGACCACAACAACCUUCUUCCAUGCGA